GUUUGCUGAGAACCGCGCCUGAGCCAAGGCGGAGAUUUGUGGCCCUUCUUAUUGGUGGGAACGGAGGCUGCAUAUCUCCGCUUUCCUUGUUGCCUCUUCCGGUGUCCUCUUAAUACCCCAGGAGCUUCGGACCUCACCAGGGAGAGACGGGAUUGUCCGUGGGCAGUAGGCUGUCGUGCGCUGAGUGGUUCUGUUAGAGUUUGAGGUGUAUGUGCUCACGUGGUGCCUGCGUCCAUCUGUUUUUUUGGAGGGUUGGAGACAAGCGGUUUUUAUCUGGGGUUUGGUGUUAGCUUCAGAAGUUUUUCUGAUUGGCGCCAGUGCGGCGAAGAGAGUGUUGCUGAUGGUCUAGUAGCUUGCAAAGCUGUCUCUUCCUAUUCUCUUUUUUUGAGUAAUCCCUGGGACUCUUGUGCUCUUCGUAGUGUGAGCCAAUAGUUUUGGCUGAUUUCAUUUAGCAAAUAUUUACUCUGUACUUUCCGAAUGUCCGGCACUCAAAUUCUGUGCCUUCAAGUAAGCGACAGCCUUCUGGGUGAACGCAGCACAUAGCAAAGUAGUUAUAAUAUGAUGUGAAAAUGCAAGGAUCUAGUUGCAUGUCAUAUAUUAAUGAAAACAUUGAAGAGGGCCACCAAACUCAAUUCUGGAGAAGAGGUUUAGAAGGGUGAAGAAGCUGGUUUAAAACUCAACAUUCAAAAAACUAAGAUCAUGGCAUCCAGUCCUAUCACUUCAUGGCAAAUAGAUGGGAAAAAAAGUGGAAACAGUGACAGCUUUUAUUUUCUUGGGCUCCAAAAUCACUGCAGAUGGUGACUGUAGCCAUGAAACUAGAAGAUACUCCUUGGAAGGAAAGUUAUGACAAACCAGGAAAGCAUAUUCAAAAGCAGAGACAUCACUUUGCUGACAAAGAUCCAUGUAGUCAAAGCUAUGGUUUUUCCAGUAGUCAAGUAUGGAUGUGAGAGUUGGAACGCAAAGAAGUAUUGUCAUGGACAGCAACCACCAAAGUAAUUACAAACUCAGUAAAACUGAGAAGAAACUCUUAAGGAAACAGAUUAAAGCCAGGCAUACUUUGCUGAGACAUGAAGGCAUUGAGACAGUAUCUUAUGCUACUCAGAGCCUUAUUGUUGCCAAUGGUGGUUUGGGUAAUCAAGUGAGUAGGAACCAACUGCUCCCGGUUUUAGAGAAAUGUGGAUUGGUGGAUGCUCUUUUAAUGCCACCUAACAAACCCUACUCAUACGUAAGAUACAAAACUGUAGAAGAAUCCAAGAAAGCCUAUGAUACUCUCAAUGGCAGAGAAAUAGUGGAUGAUUUAGGACAAAAGAUCAUCCUGUAUUUGAAUUUUGUGGAAAAAGCACAGUGGAAAGAGUUGGGGCUUCAAGCCUUGCCUCCAGGCCUCAAAGUACUAGAAGAAAUUAUUUCUUCUGAGGAUGAGAAAAUGCUUUUGGAGAGUGUUAACUGGACAGAAGAUACAGACAAUCAAAAUUUUCAAAAAUCCUUAAAGCACAGAAGAGUAAAGCAUUUUGGCUAUGAAUUCCACUAUGAGAACAACAGUGUAGAUAAAGAUAAGCCGUUACCUGGGGGUCUUCCUGACAUUUGUGAGAGCAUUUUAGAGAAAUGGUUGAAGGAAGGAUUCAUUAAACAUAAACCUGAUCAAUUGACUAUAAACCAGUAUGAACCUGGGCAUGGAAUUCCUGCUCACAUUGACACGCAUUCUGCUUUUGAGGAUGAGAUCAUUUCUCUCAGUUUGGGAUCAGAGAUUGUCAUGGAUUUUAAGCACCCAGAUGGUAUGACAGUGCCAGUUAUGCUGCCUCGUCGGAGUUUGCUGGUGAUGACAGGAGAAUCUAGAUACCUUUGGACCCAUGGAAUCACACCCAGAAAAUUUGAUACUGUUCAAGCAUCCAAGGGUCACAAAAGUGGAAUUAUCACCAGUGAUGUUGAAGACUUGACUUUAAACAAGAGGGGAAUACGGACAUCAUUUACAUUUAGGAAAGUGAGGCAAACACCUUGUAAUUGUAGUUACCCUUUGGUCUGUGAUAGCCAGAUGAAGGAGGCUCCUGCAUCAUUUCCAGAGAGUGAUAAAGAAGCCUUACAACUGGAGCAAGAUUAUGUCCAUCGGGUUUAUGAAGAAAUUGCUAGGCACUUCAGCAGCACAAGACACACCCCUUGGCCACACAUAGUAGAGUUUUUGAAAGCUUUGCCAAGUGGUUCAUUAGUUGCUGAUAUUGGAUGUGGAAAUGGAAAGUAUCUUGGCAUCAAUAAGGAGUUAUAUAUGAUUGGCUGUGAUCAUAGCCAAAACCUUGUGGACAUUUGUAGAGAGAGGCAAUAUCAGGCCUUUGUCUGUGAUGCUUUGGCAGUACCAAUCCGCAGUGGAUCUUGUGACGCUUGCAUUUCCAUUGCUGUUAUUCACCAUUUUGCUACAGCAGAGCGUAGAGUGGCAGCUCUCCAAGAACUUGUUCGACUCCUAAGACCUGGUGGGAAGGCACUCAUCUAUGUUUGGGCUAUGGAGCAAGAAUAUAAUAAGAAGAAGUCCAAGUAUCUUAGAGAAAACAGAACUAGCCAAGGAAUGAAAGAGGAAAUCAGCAAUGAUACAUCAGUGCAAGAGUUGCUUGUGAAGCAGUUGCCUAAUGUAGGCAAUCAAGAUUCAGCACAUUCUGUCUCCUCCAUAAAUGACUUUCAAGAUGGAGGAUGUAAUUCAAGGAACGUUGCUAAUUCCAAGUUGCCUGUUCACACUAACAGGACUUCUUUUCAUUCUCAAGACUUACUGGUUCCCUGGCACUUGAAGGAAAAUCCUGGUAAGGACAAGCGUGUGGAGCCAUUUGGUUCCUUAGGAUCCCGUGACCCAGGUCCUGUGUUUCAUCGUUAUUACCAUGUGUUUUGUGAGGGAGAAUUGGAAGCUGCCUGCCAGACUUUGAGUAAUAUCAGCAUACUGCAAAGUUACUAUGAUCAGGGGAACUGGUGUGUAAUUCUUCAAAAGGUCUGAUUAUCUCUAUGAACAUACUAUAUACAGGGAAGAAGUGUUUUGUUUUGUUUUUAAUGAGAUUAAAUUACCUAUAUUUUUUAGUUAAAGAGAAAAUGUGUGGAAAAGUAUCAAAGGAGAGUGCCUGGGAGAAAUUUGAAAGUAGAGACUAGUUAGGAUAUAUUCAGUCUACUACUAUUGCUGACAUUGCUUAAUCCAUGAUGGAGGAACAGGGAUGGUUUUUAAAAGUAAUUGAAGUAGUUCGUGAAAUAUGUGGGAUCUUAGGGUAAGAGUCCAGCAUUUUGAAGAUAAACUUUUGUUAUAAAAUGUUGCUAAAUGAACUAAAUUAUGUAGAAUCUUAAUGAAGUAAUCACAUAACAUUUUAUCAAUAAUAAAAUAUUCCUGUUCAGUAGAAAAUUGUCUGAAAUUUUAUCUGUGAUUGUUAGCUCUGUAAAAUCACAGAUGAUAACUACUCUGUCACUGCACUUUACUAGCACAAGACUUAACACAUCAUAGGUACUUAGUAAAAUUUUAGUCAGUUGGAUAGUACCCAUACAUUAAGGUAGGGGUUCUCAUCCAAUAAAAACUUAUUGAAACUGUGCAAUGUACCAGUCACUAUUUUAAGUUCUGUGAGAGGAACAGUGAACCAGAAAAAAACAAAGUCAAUGCCCUCAUUGAGCUUAUAUUCUAGAAGGAAAGACAGACAAUAAAUGAUGCAGGACGCGGGUUUGACCCCUGGAUCAGGAAAAUGCCCUGGAGAAGGGAAUGGCAACCCACUCCAGUAUUCUUGCCUGGAAAAUUCCAUGGACAGAGGAGCCUGGUGGGCUAUGUAGUCCAUGGGGUCACAAAGAGUCAGACAACGACUGAGUGACUUCAUACUCGAUUAACAAGGUUGUAAUAGUUUCAGGUGACCAGUAAAGGGACUCAGCCAUACAUGUGCCUAUAUGCAUUCUCCCCCAAACCCCUCUGAGGCCCAUCCAGGCUGGCACAUAACAUUGAGCAGAGUUCCGUGUGCUAUACAAUAGGUUUUUGUUGGUUAUCCAUUUUAAGUAUAGCGGUGUGUACAUGACCUGCCAAAGUCCUAACUAUCCCUUCCCCCUGGCAACCAUGAGUUUGCUUUCUAACUCUGUGAGUCUCUUUCUGUUGUAUAAGUUCAUUUGUACUAUAUCUUUUCAGACUCCACAUGUAAGGGUUUUCAGGUGAUAUUUCUCCUUCUCUGUCUGACUUCACUCAA
Messenger RNA from Dama dama (fallow deer), 4178 nucleotides. It is a transcript of the gene ALKBH8, whose product is annotated as alkB homolog 8, tRNA methyltransferase. Gene Ontology annotation, cellular component: cytoplasm; nucleus. The transcript is spliced from 13 exons. Gene Ontology annotation, molecular function: tRNA binding; 2-oxoglutarate-dependent dioxygenase activity; S-adenosylmethionine-dependent methyltransferase activity. NCBI's taxonomy places the organism in Eukaryota, Metazoa, Chordata, Mammalia, Artiodactyla, Cervidae. The coding region runs from base 938 to 2968 and encodes 676 amino acids. The record is from RefSeq and is a predicted model, not a curated record. Gene Ontology annotation, biological process: tRNA wobble uridine modification.